CCUCGACGUUGGGUGCACGAGACUGAAAGACCAAAUUGCAAUCAUUCUUCGGUCUCUUUGGCUUUUAUCGACAUAGUUAAGUAGCAUGGGAUUCCAAACGGAUAAACAACAAGGUUUCAAAAAGACCCAAGACUCAGAUGAUGAGUUGGUAAUAUCAGGUAUGGCGGGGUGCUUCGCCGAAUCCGCGAACGUCUACGAGUACAGGGAUAACCUCGCGAACAAAGUCGACAUGGUGACUUGCGAUGAGAGACGUUGGGUGACGAACCAUCCCGAAAUACCCAAACGGGCCGGAAAGAUGAACUUUAUCGAAAAAUUCGAUUCGGGUUUCUUCGGGGUACACGGAGCGCAGGCGCACUCCAUGGAUCCAAUGGCUCGGAUGCAACUCGAAAGGACAAUUGAAGCCAUUUUGGACGCAGGAUAUCACCCCGAAGAGCUGAAAGGAACGCGGACUGGCGUUUUUAUCGGCAUGAGCGAGUCGGAGGCGGACGAGAUGUUGUUCUACCCAAACUUGACGUCGCCCAAUUUCGGAGGGACCGGCUGCACCCGAUCAAUGCAUUGCAGCUGGAUCAGUCAUAUUUUGCACCUUGAUGGGCCAUCCGUUUCCAUCGAUAGCGCAUGUAACAGCUCCCUAACUGCUAUCGAGCACGCAUUUUCCGCGAUCCGACUGGGAAAAUGUGACGCCGCCAUUGUCGCAGCUGGACAUCUCUGCUUGAAACCAAAGAAGACGUUAGAGUUCUCCAGAUUGGGCGUACUAAGCGGCGAUGGUCGCUGCAAAUCCUUCGAUCAAUCGGCCAAUGGAUACGUACGAUCCGAAGCAGUUGGCGCCCUAUUCGUACAAAACGUAAAGGCGGCGAGGCGCAUUUACGCCAAGAUUAUUAACGCGAAAACUAACUGUGACGGAUACAAGGAGCAAGGCAUUUCGGUUCCUGCCGAGAAAGGACAGAAAGCGCUGUUGAUGGAAUUCUAUCGGGAAUGCGGGGUUGAACCCUCCAGUAUCGAUUUCUUGGAAACGCAUGGUCCAGGUACCAAAAUAGGAGACCGCGUAGAAAUUUCGGUCACCGACUCCAUGUUCUGCACCUCCCGCCAAAAGCCUCUCUAUGUGGGUUCGGCCAAGUCCAACCAUGGGCACGCCGAGGGAGCGUCGGGAUUUUGUGCGGUUGCAAAGGUACUUCUGAGUAUGGAGGGAGACAUUCUUCUGCCGAAUAUUAACUUUUCGAAAACCAACUACGAAGCGUUCGUGGCGGGUCGAAUGGCCGUCGUGACCGACGUGAUGCCGUGGCCCGAGAAACGGACGGGUCUGGUGGCCGUUAACAACUUUGGAUUUGGAGGUGCCAAUGCUCACCUUCUCUUGGAGCGGCAUACUAAGGUCAAGGUCAAUGGGGGAAUUCCCGAGGAUGAUUUGUCGCGGUUGGUGUGCUUUAGUGGGCGUACCGGGGAGGCCGUCGACGCGUUCAUUGCCGAUUUGGAGCGAAGGGAACUGGAUGCGGAGUUUGUACGGUUGUUGCACGAAAUUUUUAGUAAGCCAAUGGAUGGCCACCUGCAUCGAGGGUUUGUUAUAGUGACAAAGUCAGCGAUUAUGGAACGAUCAAGGAGCUACAACGGUAUGCAAAGAGCUCCCCUCUGCUUACUAUUUGGUGGCCCUAACUCAACAUUGGUCAAACACAGUCAGUCACUUCUGAAAUUUCCAAUCGGCGCCUUGACACUAAAACGGAUUCAAACUGAGUUGAAUUCUUCUAUACCCGAACUAACCGACUUUUUGAACAAAGGAUGGCAAAAUUCCCAAGCCGACUUCGUACUUGGAACGGUACUGAGUCAGUUGAUUUUGGCAGAACUUUUGAAGUGCCUGAAGUUGGACGUGGCCCACGUCGUAGGGUAUUCCACCGGAGAGAUAGCCGCAGGUUACAUGACUCAUUCCUUGAGCUUGGAAGAAGCCGUCGCUCUUGGUUUUCACUUAGCCGAAAGCCUUAGAACGUUCGACAACAACGGCCAGACGUAUUUGAAAGAAAAUAUACCCGCCAUACCAUCAGCUAAUGGUCACCAAGACUUGAAUAUUGAAAAGAUGGGCGACAAUUCCGUCACCCUCCUCAAACACCAACAGAAGUUAGUUUCAGACUUGAAGAGCCGUCUAAAGCCGUCGGUGCGUUUUCCCAAAAAAAGUUCGGCUCAUAAUGGAGCAAACAGGAAAUUUUCCCCAGAGGUUUUAAUUUCCUCCAUGUUUACUCCCUGCCGAGAUCUACACCCAAAGCUGAAUCUUUUCUUUUUGCACGCCGAAGAAGACUUAUCUCAUUUUGGAAACGUUUCGACAGAGAUGCAGUUAAGAAUGGAACCAGAUCAACAUUUCCUCGUCACUUUGGGAAAACUCUACGAGCGUGGGUAUAACGCGACACUCUCCGAAUUAUAUCCCCCGAUUUCUUGGCCAAUCAGCGCACGUACUCCAUCCAUUUCGCCAUUGAUUAAGUGGAACCAUGAAGACGAUUGGUUUGUGGCACUCUCUAGCGUCAAGGAAAACGCGCACGCCAACGGAUGCCCGGUUGUUGUGAAAGCUAAAAAUAAAAAUUGGCAGUUUAUAACUGGACACCUCAUUGAUGGUCGCUGCUUGAUACCGGCGACUGCAUACCUGAAGAUGGUUUGGGAUAUCUACGUGGAAGUGCAGAAGGAAGGAACGUUAGAUUUGCGUAUAGUCUUUGAAGACGUCCAAUUUAAAAAGGCGACAUAUUUCUCGGAAGAAGACGAAGUGAAAUUAUUUGUGUCGGUCCACAAGACAACUGGAGCAUUUGAGGUAGCGGAAUCGGGCGUUGUAGUUGUGACCGGCAGGAUGCGCACGGUAAGCAAAAGUGAUUCUCCCAUGUUGUGCGCUCCAAUCACCGGAAGAAACGAGCUACGAUUGGACAAAACUGAUAUUUACAAGGAACUCAAACUGCGAGGUUACAACUACAGCGGUUUAUUCCGCGGUGUAGAUUCAUGUGCCUUGGACGUAACUGAUGGUUCGAUCGAAUGGGCCGAUAACUGGACCACGUUCAUGGAUAACAUGCUUCAGAUGAAGAUACUCCACAAGGACACGAGAAGCCUGUAUGUUCCGACCUACAUCGAGCGGGUGAUCAUCGAUCAGGAUCUGCACCGGAGGUGUCUAUACGAUGGCAAGCUACCAGUGCGCUUAUGCGCCCAUUCCGAUACCGUUAGAGCUGGGGGCGUCGAAAUAAAAGGACUCGGGACAAGCGCCAUUUCAAAACGAAAAAUAUUGGACGAGCCGGUUUUGGAAGCGUACAAAUUUGUACCUUUCGAGGGGCGUCUAAAUUUGGUCGAUGCAGUGAGGGUGAAUACUCAAAUUGUCAUUGAAAACUCGAGACAACUCACAUUUAAUUGCGUGGAAGUGGUGGACGACUCUCGGUCUUCGGAACCGAUUACUCCGAUACUUCAACAGGCACUCGGAGAGGAACCGCUCAUUCAACCCAAUUUGGUUGUACUCUCCAGUCGAGACCUCGCAUUUGAUGCAAUCGACGUAAGAGACCAGAAACUCGCGGAGGGGCCCGGCGAUCACUUGCUGGUGAUAGUGGCAAAUGCACUUCGAAGCCCUCAGCUUCUUGAGGAGGCGUUGAUGGUUUUAAAGGACGGCGGCUUUGUAUUAUCAAGGGAAGAUGUAGGUUUCCACCAGGAUCCCGACGGUGUACCAGACGUUGAGAUGAUAAGCGUCUAUGAGACGGAAGCCGAAACCUUGGUCUUAUUGCAAAAGCGGAAGCCAACCGGGAGUCUCACAAUCGUCGACUUAGACAAUGUUGCCAAUUUCACCUGGUUGCCAGCUCUGCAAGCGCUCGUCAAAUACAACAAGAACGUCAUGCUAGUCGCUCAAAACGACUCGACCACCGGAGUACUGGGGCUAUUCAAUUGUCUAAAAAUGGAACCUUAUACGGAAAAAGUGCGCUGCAUGUAUAUUGCAGACGAGUCGCCCAAAUUUGACGUGAACACCCCGUUGUACGCCACCCAAUUGAAAAUGGGCUUAACUGUGAACGUCUACAAGGGUGGGAGGUGGGGCACUUACCGCCAUCUACCGUUGGCAAGAUCACAGCCGGUUCCGCGCGAACACAUCUUUAGCCAUGCGUUGACUGUGGGCGAUCUUUCUAGUUUGGUAUGGUCCGAAGGACCCUUGAAGAGGAAUGAUGCGCUUCCACCGGGUGAAAGUUUGGUUAACGUCGAUUACUCCGCGCUCAAUUUCCGCGACGUGUUGACGGCAUCGGGGCGAAUCAGUGCUGACGUCUACACUGCGGAUCGUUUGGAGCAUCAAAUAGUGCAAGGCGUGGAAUUUUCAGGAAGGCUCUCUAGUGGCGAACGUGUGUUUGGAAUGGUUCGAGAUGGAGCGUUGUCGACUUUGGUAUUGGCUAAUCCCUCCAUGAUGGUAACUGUACCAGACGAUUGGUCCGUAGAAGACGCGGCUACUGUCACUGUUGCAUAUGCAACCGUGUUACUGUGCUUAGAACAUGAAGCCCGCAUUAAAAAAGGUCAAAGUAUUUUGAUACACUCCGGAACUGGAGGCGUAGGGCAAGCGGCCAUAAACGUCGCCGUCCAUUACGAGUGCGACAUUUUCGUAACCGUCGGAACCGAGGAGAAACGCAACUACCUUCGGCAACGCUUCCCACAGAUACCAGAUCGCCACAUCGGAAGCUCGCGCAGCACCACAUUCGAGCAAAUGAUUCUGAAGGAGACGAGGGGACGCGGCGUAGACUUGGUCCUCAACUCCCUAUCGGAGGACAAGCUCCAGGCCUCGCUCCGCUGCCUCGCGCGCGGGGGGAAGUUUCUAGAGAUUGGAAAGUUCUACAUGCAGAACAACUCGCGGAUGAAGUGUGAAACGAUCCGUAACGGCUGCAGUUUUCACUCGGUAAUGCUGGACAUGUUCUUCGGUGAAAUUCCAUCGCGCCAAAAGUUCGUCUUUGAUCUUCUGAGGAGAGGCAUCGAGAAAGGGGCGGUGAAACCCUUACCGCGCGUCGUAUUCAAAAAGGAACAAGUUGAGGAAGCCUUUCGUUUCAUGGCCGGCGGUAAGCAUAUGGGAAAAAUUCUGUUGAAAAUUUCGGACGACGGAAAAUCGCCGUUGUUCUAUGGAGUACCGAGAUUCUACGGAAACUUCGAAAACUGCUCGAUAAUCGUUGGUGGACUAGGCGGGUUUGGUUUGGAGUUGGCGGAAUGGUUGGUGCUGAGAGGCGUGAAGAAGUUGGUUUUGGUGUCCAGGGCCGGUGUCAGGAACGGUUACCAGGCGGCCAAAAUUAAAAAUUGGGAAAGAUGCGGUGUGACCACCUUGGUUUCGACGGAAAACGUCGCCACCAGAGAAGGGUGUGUAGAGCUGCUCAGAAGAGGAAACCAGCUGGGACCGGUCGAGUCUAUUUUUAAUUUGGCGGUUAUCCUGAAGGACGCCAUUUUGGAAAACCAAACCGUGGAAAUGUUCGAAGAAGCGUUUCGUCCAAAGGCGGUUGUCACCAAGUUUUUAGAUGAGAUGUCAAGAGAGAUGUGCCCUAAAUUACGGCAGUUUGUUGUGUUCUCAUCGGUGAUCUGUGGAAGGGGAAACGCCGGACAGGCCAACUACGCUAUGGCAAAUUCAGUUAUGGAAAGAAUAUGUGAGCGAAGAAAAAGGGACGGGUACCCGGGUUUAGCGAUUCAGUGGGGGGCGAUUGGAGAGGUGGGGUUGGUCGCGGAGAGGGAAGGUUCUAUUCGAGGUACUCUACCGCAAAAGGUCUCGUCGUGCCUAGGCGUUUUGGACACGUUCCUGAGCCAAGACGAGCCUGUAGUUUCCAGCAUAGUAGUAGCCGAAAAAACGAGAGACUGCAGGGGUUCCCAGAAAAUUGUUGACUCCAUUAUGAGGAUCAUGGGCAUCAAGGAUUUGAAGAGUGCUGGGAUGCACAAGUCAUUUUCCCACAUGGGAUUGGACUCAAUUAUUGCUGUUGAACUCAAACAAACUUUAGUGCGCGAAUUCAACGCUGACUUUAGCGAUCAAGAAGUGCGUGACCUGACAUUUGCAAGAUUACAAGCAAUGGAAAGUGGAAAAGCUGUAGAUUUUAAAAAUUCGAGCGUUAUGGCGAGAGUAAUUAGCGAAAUGUACAUGCUACUUCCGAACGUAGAUGAAAACAUGGAGGAAUCUUCAUUUAUCGUUAAGCAAAAGAGUUUGGUGAGCGAAGCCAACAACGCACCGUCUGUCUUUCUUCUUCCUGGCUUAAACGGUGUGUGCACAAUUAUGGAGAUGUUAUCUGCAAACCUAAACUGCCACGCCUACUGUUUACGAUACGAUGAAUCCGCCACUAUGAUUGAGGAGCUCUCUCAGCAAGCUCUCCUGCACUUACCUUCCGCCAAAGAACCGUUUACUGUAAUUGCCUACUCCUUCGGCUGCAUAGUCGCCUUGCACCUAGUCUCUCAGCUCGAAACUAAAGGCUACAGAGGACAGCUGAUUCUGAUAGAUGGAUCUCACUCCGUUUUCAAAAGGCGAAUAGCUGCCUUGAUUCCCAACGUACAGGAUGAGACAUUCCUGCAGACUUAUAUUCUUGCAGCGCUCGCAAAGUCGUUUGUGCCCUUAGACCGCCUAUUAAGGGUGGAGGAGACGCUGCUACGCUGUCAAGCCUUGGAGGACCGAAUCGAUGUGCUACUACGCCUUUCCGACGAAACAGAAUUGGUGAAAAAACGUCGAGGAGAAAUUGUGAAAUCGUUCUAUGGACGGGUUAAGAGCGGCAUUGAAUUCGAACCGAAAUUUGAGAAGAUAAAGUCGUCGAUAACGCUGUGUAAGCCGACCGAGUCCAUCUUUCCAGGGAGUAGCGAAGAUUACGACGUGGAAGAAUUGUGCGAGGGUUCGGUUUCGGUCCAUACUUUCAGUGGAAAUCACUUUACCAUCCUGAAGAAUACAUGUAUGGCAAAUGAAAUUAAUAAGAUAAUUAGUAAUAGAUAAAGUAAGUAGUGGUAAUCAUUUACAAUGUAAUAAA
This is a messenger RNA of Photinus pyralis (common eastern firefly), 6950 nucleotides long. RefSeq names its product fatty acid synthase-like. Gene Ontology annotation, molecular function: fatty acid synthase activity; oxidoreductase activity. The transcript has 28 exons. The record is from RefSeq and is a predicted model, not a curated record. NCBI's taxonomy places the organism in Eukaryota, Metazoa, Arthropoda, Insecta, Coleoptera, Lampyridae. Gene Ontology annotation, biological process: fatty acid biosynthetic process. Bases 86 to 6916 code for a protein of 2276 amino acids.